Molecule: messenger RNA, 1221 nt
Organism: Cyprinus carpio (common carp)
Lineage: Eukaryota; Metazoa; Chordata; Actinopteri; Cypriniformes; Cyprinidae
Product: solute carrier family 35 member F2-like
Exons: 9
Coding region: 1-1221 (406 amino acids)
Biological process (GO): transmembrane transport
Cellular component (GO): membrane
Molecular function (GO): transmembrane transporter activity
Source: RefSeq, a predicted model, not a curated record
AUGAUGCCCGAGCACCAGAACCAUGUUGUCACCACUAUCGAGACCAUUCCAUCAGAGACAGUCACCGCAUCACCAUCGCUGCUUCAGAGGAUGAAGAAAGUGUUUAACAGGUGUACCAUUGUUCAAGAUUUUGGGGUCAUGGGAUCUUUCCUCACGCGGGGCCAUCUCGGCCAGGUUCUUAUCACUGCUUCAUCUGUGGGAUUGGCCUUACCAGCAAAUACCUGGCGGCUGAUUACCACGCCAACACCACCCGGUGUUCCAGUGCUUUCAUCCAUACAUCCUGCGGUUCAUGGUCUACCCCACCACACUCGCGCAGUCAGGCAAGGAGAAGAGAAUCUGCUGGCGAUACUGAAAAGAAGAUGGUGGAAGUACAUGAUUCUUGGAUUGAUUGAUAUAGAGGCCAAUUACCUGGUCAUCAAAGCCUACCAGUACACCACACUGACCAGCGUUCAGCUGCUGGACUGCUUCGUGAUCCCUGUGGUGUUGCUGCUGUCGUGGUUCUUCCUGUUAGUCAGGUAUAAAGUGCUGCACUUUGUGGGUGUGGGCGUGUGUCUCCUGGGCAUGGGCUGCAUGGUGGGCGCUGACGUCCUGGUGGGCCGACAGCAAGGCCUCGGGGACCAUAAGCUUUUAGGGGAUUUAUUGGUUCUUGCGGGAGCAACGCUCUACGGCAUCUCCAAUGUAUGUGAGGAGUUCAUCGUGAAGAACCUGAGCCGGGUCGAAUUCCUGGGAAUGAUGGGUCUCUUUGGCUCCUUCUUCAGUGGUAUACAACUGGCCAUUAUGGAGCACAAGGAGCUUCUGAAGGUGCAGUGGGACUGGCAGAUCGGGCUGCUGUACAUUGGAUUCAGCGCGUGUAUGUUUGGCUUGUACAGCUUCAUGCCAGUAGUAAUUAAAAGAACGAGCGCCACAGCAGUGAACCUCUCUCUGCUGACAGCCGACCUGUAUAGCCUCUUCUGCGGCCUGUUCCUGUUCCAGUACAAGUUUUCAGGCCUUUACCUGCUGUCCUUCUUCAUCAUCAUCCUGGGACUGGUCUUCUACUACUCCUCCUCCUUGCUACCUACGUGGCACAGGAUCCUCCGCAGUCUAGAAACAGUCCGUAACCGUGGGAAACGCUAUCACAGACACGCCCACCGUGGGGCCCCUGGAGCGGCUUCAGUGACCUAUAACGAGCCUGGGUCAGGAAACACCAUAGAGGAGGAGCAAUCGCGUAAGAGAGUAGCCUGA